CUCUGCUGAUAUAUGAAAGAGUGGAGUGUGUGUAUGGGAGUGUUUGGAUGUGAACUGCAGACAGCAGCUCCAAGUUCCGGUCAAGUUUUCUCGGUCUAUUUCACCGCCUCAGAAACUUUCCAGAACAGACAGACACUGAGGGGAAUCUGCUCGACAUCAGCAGGUGAGUUUUCCUUAAAAUGAACCAAUUUAAUUAGUUCAAAACACAAAACUAUUUCCCGAUAAACUCCUCGGGUUUGGUUUUGGGAGUUGAAGUUGGCGUUUGUUGCAUCCGGCUGCUGAUCCGCAGUCAGGGAUGUCUUCAGGUUUGUUAGUCCGUUCAAACUGUGUGACUUUAGGUCAUUGAAUGAAAAGAUUGUGGUUAUUUUUCCGUCGACGGUUAUGUUUUUUUCUCUUGAGCUCACAGAAGCUAAUAUCGCGACUCUUUGAGGAGAGUUUUUCCAACAGGGCGAGGCUCUGACUAAUCCGUGGAAAAACAAGUUAAACUAACGACCCUUACCGGAUUUAACCAAAGACUGUGUAUACUUUAUACUGACUGUAUAUCUCCAGUCUACGGCUCUUUAGACGAGUGACUACAGUCAGUAUCUGAUGUUGUUCCUGAGGUUCAGGGUCAGCCUGCGUCCUAACUGUCUGUUUACAGGCUGUUGCAGAGACUCAUAAAGUGCUUAUAUUUACAUAAAUAUAUUAUUGAUAAUACCCGUGAACACAAGGUUCAUAUUAACUCCCUGUCUGCUAGAAAAGUGAACCAGCUGCAGAUGACCAUGCAGUAUAAACUCUUUAUUUCCUGCUGUGUAUUCACAGUCAGAUUAAACUUCAGCUCCUGACAGGUACAGAAGCCCUGAGCAAAAAUCGACAAGAUCGUAGAAUCGCAAUUUAAAUCGAAUCGGCAUCCAAAAAAAGCAUUGAAUCGGGAGAAAAGCAUAUCGUCCCAGGCCCUAAUUAACAGUGUUGGUAAAAUAUGCAAUUUGAUGUACUGCAGUACUUGGUUAAAAAAAAAAAUUAAAUCCUCUCUUUAUUAUUUUUGUCACAAGUCUAGAUUGCAGUCAGGAAAGCAUUGCUUUACAUUCCAAUUGUGCACAAGGUGAAGAUAACAAAAAAAUUUCAUUGAAUGAAUUUAAUAAAAAAGCAGAAUUUGCCACACUGUGCUGACACUGCCCCCUGGCAAAAACUCAGUUUCUGGCACACAUGAAACCAUUAUCUCAAUGUAGGGCUGGACGGUAUGGAAAAAGGUUUAUCAUGAUAUAUUUUUUUUCAUAUCAGUUGAUGACGAUUUGUAUCACGAUAUAAAAAAUGAAAAUUUAACAGUGCUUAUUGGUAGUAUGUCUUUUGCUAUACAAUAAGCUACUGCAUCUGUGAGGUCUUUGUGUCUCUUUAUCGUUUUGUGGUAAGGAGUUGCGCUAAAGAAAGUGGACUAAAUGGUCGGCUGUUUCGGCUGCACAGGCGUUAUGGGCUCCUUGCUCCACUCAGUGUUUGUAACCUUUUGCAUUGUGCGUGCUCUGCCGCCUGGCACUGCUUCAGGUAGUGAAAAAGAUUUGAGGUAUUACUCCCCUUUGCGAGAACAUGGUAUCAAUUUGCAGUGCACAUUACUUCAUGUCCGACCUUGAAAAACCAAAAUACCUCCACACCACUGACGUUUUCGUGCCAGUGUUGUCGACGAUGUCAUCAUCUGCGUGUAGCUGCAGUCUGCUACUACAAGGUUGUUUGCUACUUGGUUCUAAUUCAGCACAUGAUUGGUUCAGCGCAAAGCAGACCCGGAGCAACUCCACUUUUCAUUGGAUUUUACCAAAACAUGGCAGAAUACCAAGUAUCGAAAAGCAUAUUUACCAUGUUUUAUUUUGAUAUUGAGGGACAUUAAUUUUUGAUAUUGUUAUUGUUUUAUCGCCCAGCCCUAUCUUAAGGUUAUCCUGAGCUAAAUUAUGCACAAAUAGUCCAUGGCCUAGGACAGUGGUUCUCAAGUCUAGUCCUCGAGGCCCACUGUCCUGCAUGUUUUGGAUGUUUCCCUGCUCCAACACACCUGAUUCAAAUGAUCAGCUCAUUAUCAAGCUCUGUAAUGGCUUAAUAACGAGCUCAUCAUUUGAAUCAGGUGUGUUGUUGCACUUGUAGAUAACACAUCCUCAGCGUCAACAAUGUAAAAUGAAGUGUUUUCUGUGUCCACAGCAGCAUGAGUCUGAGGGAAAUCAGUGAGAAUGUCAAACUGGCCCGAGAGUACGCUCUGCUGGGGAACUACAGCUCUGCCAGCGUGCUGUACCACGGCCUGCUGGAGCAGAUCAAAAAGUACGUGUACACGGUGCGGGACAGCAGCUUCCAGCAGAGAUGGCAGCAGGUAACCUGGUUUGAUAACACAUGUUAACAAUACGCAGAUUCAGGAGAGAGAGAGCGUGAACCCUCAGAUAUCUGUGUGUGCUUCAUUUUUCAGCUGUGGCAGGAAAUCAGUGAAGAGAACCGACAGGUUCAGGACAUCAUGUCCACCUUGGAGAACUUUCAGCUGGAUGCCACACCUGCUAAACCCAGUAACCAUGACGACUUUGAGAUUAGGCCUGUACAUGCGGCGCAGAGGUGAUGCAUGUGUUAAUUUACAUCAUGUGUUACCAUAACGUCUUUAAAGAGGUGCAAGCUGAUGUUGUGUAAGAUGUUUGUCCGUAAAAAGCAGCUCUGAUGUAGUCUUGUGACUGAGAUUAGAAAACCUGAUUCCCUGAUCUGAGCUGGUUUUGUUCCUGCUCAGCUCUCCUCAAAGGUGGCCUGUAAACCGCAAACUAAGUCCUGCUCUGGCCUCAUGUUUCCACACUUCAGAAAGACAUACAGGGAUUCUGUUUAAUGACAUAACGCUGCAAAUAAUUCAUAGUUUUGUGUUUUUAAUAUAAACAUCAAAACAAACUUGUGUGGGGAUUACGCAACACUUAAUCUGAUAAUCAGAAACAGGAAUAAGAAACAUCAAACAUGAGAGUGUUUGGAAACACUGGACAGAGAGGAGGGAUGUGUCAGGGCUGUCUCUGUGUACACAACAGUGAUAGGGAAGGGGCUCCAUGUUGGAUCUGUCAAAGAUUUGGUCUGAAUCUCUGAGUCUGUUUGAGCACAAAUGAAAACAUCAGAUAUAGAAACACUCACUGUCUAAUAUCAACGUUCCCUUUCCUCUCACAGACACUCCCCCUGUCCUGUCAGGAGUGUUUCUAACGCCAACAAAGACAGUGCGCCACCAAACAAUCGCCUGAGUGCCGCGGUGAGGGCCCAACAGAGACACUCGCCCCGCGGUGCCAACGGGGACAGAAACAAAUCCUCCAAGGGUAAAGACAGGAGGGAGGCGAAGGAGGCGAAGGAAGCGAAGGAGGCUGCUGGCAAAGCGAAAGAUGAUAAGGUGGAAAAAAAAAACAUGUUGGCAAUUCAAACUCAACACAAAACACUUCAACUGUUUACUCUGCUUCCUCCUGCUGUUUACUUCUCUGCCUAACCCAACCUGUUAGUUAAGUUAAUAAUGCAAGGAUUGAAAGAGACCACAUGUGAUUAUCCAGAGGGUUCGGUUGAGGAUGAACGAUUUGUGUCUGUAUUUCAGAACAAAGCUGAUGUCCAGGAGAAAGAAGUGAAGAAGUUUGAUGGGUCAGGAUACGACAAAGACUUAGUUGAAGCUCUGGAAAGAGACAUUAUCUCUCAGAAUCCAAACAUUAGGUGGUACGUAUUGAUCAGUUUUAUUACAUACAUGUUAUAAAAAAAACACACACACUGAGGCUGCGAGCUCUGCUGCCUCUGAUCAACCUGACUCAGCUCUGAGCUGAAGAUGCUCUAGAGGAAACGUCAGAAACUACGGGUGAUAGCUUUACCAUCGCUCAUUGUCUGUCUAUAUGAUCUACAUUUAUUUAAAGGUUUGAAGCUUAAGUGUAAAAACAAAAAAAAGGUAAUUGAAUGAACAUUCAAGAAGUUUACUGUUUUUUUCAUAGACUGUAUAUAAAAUGGACUGCGUCUGCCGUCUUGCUGGGUGAAGCCACUCUGGGAACAGCACCCUCUGGUGACAGGCUGCAGUAUAGGUCAUAAAUCCCGCCUCCGCCAGCAAAGCUUAUGGAGCUGUGGACAAACUUUAGAAAUUUAUUACACAGAACAUACAUUUUUCUCCCCCGAUUACGAUGUUGACAUGUAGUUACUGCAAGACUGGUUUGUGCUCAAGUGCUCCUCUUUUUUUCUGUACAGCUCCAUAUUUAAAAGCUACUAGGGGGUUCAUGUUUUCUAUGAUUGACAUUUGAUACAGCCUAUGAGCGUACAAGGAUUGCGUAGCUCACCCGGGGGAUACGCUGUUUGAGCCGAGGGUCAUUAUAGCGACUCUCACACCGAAUGCGUACAAUGGUACUGCAUAAGUGGUGGAGUGCGUACAACACUACUGCGCAAUGUUGGUUUCGGGAAGUGGAGAAAAAACGCAGAAUUACUGAGAGCUUUUCAGCUUCAAAUCUGUAUACUGGCAGAAUGCGGAGCCAAGUUGUCCAUAGUAUGUACAGUCUAUGGUUUUUAUCCAAAGUAAACAAAAGGCUAUAAAAUUAAACCUGUCAUUCUGAAUUAUUAUCUGUCGAGUGUCAAGUCUGUGAUAAUUACCUGUCAAGUGUAAUCUCUGUCAUUAUCGCCUGUCAGGUUUAUUCUUUGUCAUAUUUUGGAGGUGUCACCUGUCAGCUGUAAUAUCUGUCACAUGUCAUGUGAAGUAUAAUCUCUGUUGUCAUGUUUACCUGCGUGUUCAGGGAUGACAUUGCAGAUUUGGAAGAGGCGAAGAAACUCCUAAAAGAGGCGGUUGUUUUGCCGAUGUGGAUGCCGGCGUUUUUUAAAGGCAUACGCAGACCCUGGAAGGUGAGUGUCCUUGUUUGGAGUUGUUGUUGUUCAUCAUUACAAACAGCACUUAACUGCAUUAAAUUGUGAUGGGUGUGUUUCUGCAGGGUGUGCUGAUGGUCGGACCUCCAGGCACAGGGAAGACUCUUCUGGCCAAAGCAGUGGCCACUGAAUGCAGAACGACAUUUUUUAACGUCUCGUCAUCGACUCUGACGUCCAAAUACAGAGGAGAGUCUGAGAAACUGGUCCGCCUCCUUUUUGAAAUGGUAGGACUACAAUCGUACUGAUGCUGCGUGUGAGUUACCUCAGGAGUCAGAAGUCUGAGCUGAAAAUGACAUCACACCCGAGUUCCCAGCCUUUCAGUUACCAAGUCGGAAAAAGGCAAAUUGAAGGGCUGAAACAAGAUGGUUACAUCUACGAAAGUUAUUUUAGCGCUUGCCUCAUAAUCGGACAAGGCAAGCGCUAAAAUAACUUUUGUAGAUGUAACCAUCUUGUUUCCUCCGAUUUAGCUUUUUUCCGACUUGUUAACUAAAACCCUGGUAACUUGGGUGUGACGUCAUUUUCAGCUCCGACUUCUGACUUCUGAGGUAACUUGAACGCAGCUUAUGCCUCAGUGAACUACAUUUUUUUUUGAGUGCCCGCUUUUUGCUCCCUGACCUUUUGACCACAGAAUGAAAACAAGCUCGCCUGGUUUUCUUUUGUUUUCAGGCUCGUUUUUAUGCUCCCACCACCAUUUUCAUUGAUGAAAUCGACUCCAUGUGCAGCCGCAGAGGGACGUCAGAGGAACACGAGGCCAGCCGCAGAGUCAAAGCAGAGCUGCUGGUGCAGAUGGAUGGUAUAAUAAUCAUGAGAUGGUCUAACCCACUGGGCAUUGUUUGGUCUCAAAGAGGUCUAAUAGACGUCUAAAUGUAGCCUAGACGACUAGUCUAAAAUCAGGCUACCACAGGUCUAAAAAUGAAAGUUUUUUUUUUACGUCUAAAUUUAGACCCAGUCUAAACCUGGGCUUUAUCUAUACUACACUGUAUAUUGCUCAACAGCUAUCAUAAUGAUUUUGGUUAAGUACUUGGAGAUCAGUUAUGCAACUCACAGUUGCUUUUUGAAAUAAAUAGUUGUUGAAUAAUGAGUUUAAGAGCAAUGUCUAAAUUCCAUCUAAAAAUAUACAGAAUUUAGUUGAAAUUCGGUCUAAAAAAAAUUGCUCAGUGGGAAAACACUGACACCAUCACAAUGACAAAGCUUCUCAUUAAGCCCUUAAACUGAUUUUGUCUGAACACUUUCUUGUAGGUGUGGGUGGAGCCUCAGAGAAUGAUGAUCCAUCCAAGAUGGUGAUGGUGUUAGCUGCCACCAACUUCCCGUGGGAUAUCGAUGAGGCUCUGAGGAGACGGCUGGAGAAGAGGAUCUACAUCCCCCUGCCUUCAAGUACUGAAAUCUCUCUUAUUUCUUUAUUGGUGGUUUAAAUCACAUGGUGAAGUUAACUCUACGGAGAAUGAUUUAAAGGUUUAUCUGAACUUACCGAUGACCCAUGGUUUAUCUAAACUAGGUGACUGGAGUGACUGCUGACUCAAGAUUUAUUUAAAUAGGGUGUCUGAAGUACCAGAUGACUCAUGAUUUAUUGAACCUGAUUUAGUUUAACUAAGCGACUGUUUCCGCUGACUCAAAAUUACAUUUUCAUAGGGGCUGUUUCUGUUGUUUCAGGUACUAUUUUCACUAAGGGACCAUAACUGCUGACUAAUAUUUUAUUUUUAUCGAGGGACUGUUACUGCUGACUCAGAAAGUGGCAGUUUUUCGUGACACGUGUACUCUUACCACUGAGGGACUGUUUCUCCUGACUGAUUUAUUUAAACUAGGGAACUAUUUCUCGUGUCUCUGAUUUACUGUUUUAGUUUACUAGUGUUUACGAAUGUGUGUUUGUUUUCUGUAUUCUGGUGCAGUGUCAAAGUUUUGGCAUGUCUUGUGCAUUUCAGGGUUGAGAAGUCUGGGUUUUUGGAGUGGUAAUGAUUACCCUCUUUUAAUCCUCUGAUGUUUUAAGAAGGUCCCAGUGUUCCUGUUGUUGUAUUUGUUGUAGACAGCCUCUGAGUGGUGUAUACUUGACUGUCAUGGAGUGAUCAGCUCCACGUCUGCUCACCUUUGUUUCUGGUUUUCCUGUGUGUCUGCAGCUAAAGGACGAGUGGAGCUGCUCAGGAUCAACCUGAAAGAACUGGAGCUGGCCACAGAUGUGGAUUUAGACAAGAUUGCAGAGCAGCUGGAGGGAUACUCAGGAGCAGACAUCACUAAUGUGUGCAGGUCAGUCAUCUGAUAGAUUUAAAGGGUUAAAACCAACAAUCAGCCAAUCAGCUUUAAUCCUCUUCACUGUAAUUUCUCCAGAAAUGAUCAGUGUGGAUUUACUUGAGCUGAUCAUCUACUGAUACACAUGAAUUCAACCGUGUUUUUAAAAAUCCUUCAUUGAAAGGGCAACUGCACUUGUUCUUGAAGACGUUUCUCCCCUCUUCCAAGAGACACCUUCAGUUCCCUUUUAACAAAGAAUUGGUUAACCAUGAUCAGGAUGAAUGAGAACGUACACAGACGAUUUUUAAAAUGUCUUUUUCACCAACUGUCCUGUAAAAUAUCAACACUGUAGAAACUUAAGCAUUAAUAAACCUAUAAAUAUCUGUAGGGAUGCAUCUCUAAUGGCAAUGAGGCGGAGAAUCGAGGGCCUCACGCCGGAGGAAAUCCGUAACAUCUCCCGGGAUGAGAUGCACAUGCCGACUACCAUGGAGGACUUUGAGUCGGCGCUAAAGAAAGUGUCCAAAUCCGUCUCUGCUGCUGACCUGGAGAAAUACGAAAAGUGGAUCGAAGAGUUUGGAUCCUGCUGAGCAAGGGCAUGAUCUGAUUGGUCUGGAGCACAAAUAGCCUAGCAGUUCUAAUAGUGCCUUGUGUACGCAGGCAGCUGGGGGUCGAUUCUACCCUGUGGCGUCUUUCCUGCAAGUUCUUCCCCGCUCUCUCCCCUGUUUCUUGAUCUGUCCAUUUUUCCUAUAUCUGUCAACAAGGGCCAAAAAUAAAUCUUUAAAGGAUGUGUAAAUACUGUGAGGCUGGCCAACUGUGUGGAUGAAUGCAUGUUUCUGAAUUGAGGGUGCACUAAUAAAUAUAGGAAUAUUUUUUUUAAAGUGAAGGUGUUCACAUGAGGAGCCUUAACGCUAUUGAAUCAUCAUGGAGAGCUAAACUGACAGAGCACAACACCUCCAGACUCAUCAACUGACCAACUUUAUUUCUUAAUCUGGGAGUCUGAUUCAACAAAAACAGAUAAACCCGAGUGUCCUAAUGCUGAUCCUGAGAUGCUCCUGUUGUUUUAUUAUGAAGGACUGAUUUUACUGUCACUACCUGGUUCCUCUGUGAUUGGUGGAGAUGUAAAAACUUUGCAGAAUUUUUGAAGAAUAAAGGUCAACAUCAGUAUGACGUUAAA
Molecule: messenger RNA, 8233 nt
Organism: Xyrichtys novacula (pearly razorfish)
Lineage: Eukaryota; Metazoa; Chordata; Actinopteri; Labriformes; Labridae
Source: the annotation of a GenBank genome assembly